UUUCAACUGUCACUGUCAAAACAGGAUAAAUAAAAUAACUACUAGUAUUAAUGAACGAAGACGCUCGCAGAUUGAUCAUUUUGUAUACCUAAUUAUUUAUAUUAAUUACUGUAUAAAAUAUGUAUUGUGUAAUAUUUAACAAAAAGCUAAAACAUGUCUGAUCUUCGAAUAUGUAGGAUUUGUUUGCGAACGGAGUGUAAAAUCUACAAGUAUGAUCUACAUCAACUCAAGCAUUUUUAUGAAGAAGUUAUGGCAGCAAAAAUCAAUGAGGUUGAUGUAUUCCCUAAUUAUUUCUGCUACGAAUGCGCCACUUUACUGCACAAGUUCCAUAAAUUCAAGGAGAAAUGUCACACUGGGCUGAGAGUGCUACAAGAGAUGCUAUGGAAAGGACCGAUAACCUAUCAAGCAAUAUACGAUAUUGACAAACAAAGUCAAAAUUUAGACUCAAGCUUAGGCAUCAUAAUGGUCCCUUCACAUUCACGGAGAGUCAAAACAUUCUCUAUCCUGGACUCGGCGAUGAGCAGUGAUGAAGAAAUUGACACCAAUGACAUUGAAUUCAAUAAUGAUGAUGUGGAAUUAAUCAAUGAUGAAACUGAAUUAAACAAUGCCAUUUGUUCCAAUUUUUUAAAUAAAGAAACCAAAACUGAUGAACUUGAAGAACUUUCAAAUGACAAUAUACAUAAUGACAUACAAUUAAUAAGCAUAAAAUCUGAAAAACUUGAUGUAGAUGAGGCUGAAUAUAAGUUUGAAGGUGAUUUGAAGAUUAAGAAAUUGAGUGUGGAACAUUGGAAGAGAAUUAAUUUGAGUGAAGAAGAAGCGGUGAAUGAAUUUCGUGCACGGGCAAAGAAUCCCAAGUUUCUGAAAGCUCCGUAUCAGUGUAUGCUGUGUUUCAAGGGAUUUUCUAAGAACGAAAUGUUAAAGAGACAUCAUCAAAUUAAGCACAGUGAGUCAAUCGGGCGUAUGGAGUGCCGCUUCUGCAAAAUGCGCUUCAGACAAAAAUGCUACUUGGGAUCACACAUGCGCACGCACUUCAUAAAGUUUCAAUGUCUCCGGUGCGACCUUGUCUGUAACUUGGAACAGACAGCAUUAUUACAUGAUGAAUAUCACAGUGGAAUAUUGAGGAAAUGUGUGUUCUGUGAUGAAGAAUUCAAACACAUGUCAACGUACUAUACACACUUGCGCACGCACCGCAGCAAAUUUGUGUGUACACUGUGCGGCGUCUCCUUUGUGAGCAAAGCCGGGUUGCAUCAGCACAAGAAGAGGAAGCAUAUAUUGGAGGAAGUUGAUAGUCCCGAUGACUUCGAAGAUCUGAAUACAUACUGCGAACGUUGUGAUAUUCGAUUCGAGACUAGAAAGGCAUUCGAGGAACAUCUAUUACAUUCCACCAUGCAUAUUGAUGGAGACGACCCGGCUGAAUUUAAGAAAAAAACCUUGGGGAAGAAGAUAAAAGCGAAGAUUACCAAUACACUACGAAAAAUGAAUUCUGAUGACGAUCUGUUGGCUCUCAGUCAUCCCAGGAAGAGAGUCAGGAAGUACAAACGCAUGAGAUGCAAGCCCACAACGUGUUAUCAGUGCGGGCAACACUUCGCGACACAGGCGGCGUGUAUGGCCCACCACAAGGAGAUGCAUCCGCGCACUUCGUUCUACUCUAACAACGAACGAGCUAUAUGUGAGAUCUGCGGCGCUAAUCUCGCGCCGGGCAGUAUAAUAACUCACAUGAACAUGCAUUCCCGCGAGAAGAUGCACCCAUGCAGCUUGUGCGACAAGAGUUUCCACGCCAGCUGCAGCCUGAAGCGACACCUGGUGACACACACAGGCGAGAAGAGGUUUGUCUGUUCGGUGUGCGGCAAAAGAUUUACUCAGAGCAACAGUAUGAAGUUACAUUAUAGAACGGUGCACCUCAAACAGCCAUAUCCAAAGAGAAAUAGAAGAAAAAAGAAAAACGAACCGCAAACUACCGUGGACGAUUCGAAAUCAGACGAAUCAGACAGCCUGCCGGAACCGGAAAUUGGGUCCAUACGGGACCCUAAGACGGGACUCGAACCCGUACCCAAUGUGCCAUUAGACUCGAGAUUGGAGGAGAAUGUGUAUUUGACACUCACGUAGACUUCAGUGAUAUUAAAUGUGAUUUUGUCCAUUU
Messenger RNA from Plodia interpunctella (Indianmeal moth), 2140 nucleotides. Its product is annotated as zinc finger protein 37-like. Gene Ontology annotation, molecular function: zinc ion binding; DNA-binding transcription repressor activity, RNA polymerase II-specific; RNA polymerase II cis-regulatory region sequence-specific DNA binding. Bases 154 to 2106 code for a protein of 650 amino acids. Gene Ontology annotation, cellular component: nucleus; nucleoplasm. Gene Ontology annotation, biological process: regulation of transcription by RNA polymerase II. NCBI's taxonomy places the organism in Eukaryota, Metazoa, Arthropoda, Insecta, Lepidoptera, Pyralidae. The transcript has 14 exons. The record is from RefSeq and is a predicted model, not a curated record.